AACUAUCAUUGUUUUCGUCACGAGUAAUUUGUAGACUUCGACGAAUUUUUUACAGUAAGAAUAAAGUCGCACAACUGAAAGAUCUAAGUUUUAAUUCUGCUCAUAAUGGACACAGAAAACGAAAACGAGCAGAUCGAGGAAGGAAGCGAGAAUGGAGAAGAAGAACUCGAGCAAGUUGCUGAAGGUUAUAAAGAAUCUGACAUCACUGUGGAUGAGGGAUUAACACAGGCACCCCACAAUAUGAUUAAACUAGAAGAUCAGAUGAAUAAUGAAAACCUAGAAAUGCUGCAGCAGAUAUUCGAGGAAGCCGACGAGGAUGGUGGAGGUGGACUGGACCUGGAUGAAUUUCGUCAAGCAAUGAUUAAGACAAUGGCAGGCAAAGGAGAACUGCCCGAUGACCACCAACUUUCUAUCAUUUUCAUGAAGGUCGAUGCCAACUGUGAUGGAACUGUGGAUUGGGAAGAAUUUUGUUCGUACAUGCUUCUUGAAAACCAGCUCAAGGACGUGAUGACAAGCGAAGAUAGAGAAAUGGAGUUUCCUUUCCCAGCACGUGAGAUACCCAGUGCUCAUCGUGACAGCAUGCCCAGGAUAACGUACUUYCCCAAGAUGUCACACAGUGCAGACGAUCCAGCCGACCACAAUGGCGGACGAUAUGUUACCAUCAGUAAAGAUGGUAUUAUACAGUUUUGGAGUAUGGACUUUAAUCCUCUUCGUACUCACUCGGUAGGCUAUGACAGUUCUAAGUCACAGAGAAGUAUGUGGGUUACAGACUGYGUAGUGUUACCUAAUGCUAAGAAGAUAGCAGUAGCAUCGGCAGACAGAAUGAUAGCAUUUUAUGAUUGCUCUGCKAACAGUUUYGACAAGCAGUUCAUCCUAUGUGGACUCGAUCACUGCGUGCUCAGUAUGGACUACUGGUGUAAUCCACAGAAACUAAAUGAAGGUAUACUGCUGUUUGGUGAUGCUGGUGGUAAYGUUAGCAGUAUUAAGUUCUCUGCUGCUACGACUUCUUUGUUUGAUCUCUCCAUCGGGCCGAUAAUCCCUACAGUUAAUUGUCGUCGAGUGCCAUUUCCUGAGAUUCUUCUUGGAAGACAUGCAAACGUUAAAGCAGUUCAAUUUACCGGUUUACAUAAUGACUGGGUUCGUAAAGUCAAAUACUACCCAACCCUCCAAUGCUUCAUCUCAUGCGCAAGCUCCACAGACUACUCGAUGUAUCUUGGUGAUGUCGAUCGCAAGAAAACGAAGUCGAUGUUUCGCACUCGAAAAGGCAUCAAUUCGUUUGACUACUGCAAGGAAUGGAAUGUCAUUGUAACUGGGGGACUUGAUCAUCAUCUUCGACUAUGGAAUCCCUACGUACCUAUGAAACCAUCUUCAAUUCUAAAAGGACACAGUGCCAGCAUUAAACACAUUCUUAUCAAUAGUGACAGGGGUGAGAUCAUCAGCGCUGCUGAAGACAAGGUCAUCAAGAUCUGGGACAUGAGAGAUCUUUGCUGUGUUCAAACGAUUCCAAGCAGAUCACUACUGAGAGGUCCACACCCAAUCUCUAGCCUUUAUUACAGCUCCAAGUUACAUUGUAUCUUAGUAGGAACUAAUCAGUUUUCAGUACUUGAAGGAAAAAACGAAGAACCAUCAGAGGAAAGGGAAAUCGCUAGUCAUACCAAACCACUUUGUGCAGCUCUUUACAAUGAUUUGUUUGAUCAGGUUGUGAGUGCAUGUCAUGACUCAGUGGUGUGUGUUUGGAACAUUGAAAAUGGAGAAAAAAUCAUCCAGUUUUCAAACGCGCACGGUGACUCGGAAAUCACAGCUAUGACCUUUGAUCAAUCAAARAGGCGACUUAUUACAGGAGCGCGAGACGGCACCGUCAAGAUAUGGAACUUUAACAAUGGAUGCUGUCUUAGGGAACUUGAGCCUGUUGAUGACGAAGAGAUUACUGGAAUCCUUGCUUUCAAGCAGACAAUUAUUGUAGUUGGCUGGAGUAAGAAAAUCAUCAUGUACAAGGAUUGCCGAGAUGACGAAGAAGAUGUCCCUCGUGUAUGGCCUGGAUUUCAUAAAGAYGAUAUUCUCUCGAUAUCAUUCUAUCCUCCCAAUCUUGUCGCUACAUCGAGUUAUGAUGGAGAUAUCAAAAUAUGGAACAUGGAGACGGGACAUACGUCAUGCGUGUUGAACGCAAGUCGAUUGGAUCUUCCUGACGCUGUCAAACCCCUCAUACCAUUGUCGAUUAAACGUCGCAUAUCUAAGAACAACGCAGUUCUCAGUGCAGUGUUGGCCGACCCACUGGUACGUCGAGAAAGCUUAGCCACUCAUCGUCACAGUUUUGAUAAACGCUUUAAUUCUCCUUUUCGUAAAAUGUCAAUUCUAAAAGAUCCAUCGGUGAUAGCGAUGUCUAAGCGAGCUCGCAGCAUAUCGACCGCUAUUUCACCUAUAGAAGUCAAAGACACCGAUUACGACUCAGUUGUUGAUUUGGUUCUUUUCCUGCCCAAACGCGAACAUCACCGUGAAACAGCGAAUCUAUUGACGGGUGAAUCAGGUGGUCUGGUCCGAGCUUGGAGUACUUGUAGUGGGAAGUUAUUGGGCCAAUUUAUGGCAACUCGUGAUCACCGUGAAUCAGUUACGGCACUGGCUACAGACGAGAACAAUACAAUCUUUAUAUCAGGGGAUACUGUUGGUUAUGUUAGGAUGUGGAAAAUCUCUGAUUACUGCAUAAAACAAGAAAACAACGAUCAGUCAACGUCCACUCGACAUAAACGUGCCCAGGUUCCUGGAAAAAGACUUCCUUCCAUACAAGAAACAUCUCCACAACUCAUUUUACAACAGAACAAAACAGUCCACCAGAUAAACUACGACACUCCACCGCUAAAAGUCAGGUUCAGAGCACACGUAAAUGCGAUUUCAAGUCUGGAUUACGUGAGUUGGCGUCAACUUAUUGUAACUGCUUCAGCCGAUUGCUCGGUUCGUUUGUGGAGCCACGAGGGGAUCUAUAUAGGAACAUUUGGCCAGAAAGCUCUGUGGGACCUGGAGCGAAUAACAGCAGACGUUAAAAAGCUUCCUCAUGACGUACAUCGUGUCGCAUCGACCGACACGCUGGCAAGACUUAGUAAAAGCUCGCAGAAAUGGAGGGUUGCAAAACAUAUUCUGCGUAUCACACGUCUGGGUGGCCACGCUCGACGAAGAUCCAAGUCAAUGGCAGAAUCUGAUCCCAAUCUUAUGUUACCAAAUAUUGACAGAAGUUUAAAAGACGUCUUGGGUAAACAUUACAAACCAAAGACUCGGCAUCGCCUUCUACCGCCCAUGCAGAAACCACGCUUUAAUCAAAACCAAAUCGUUGUAUAUUCCUCGUUGCCAUAUAAGGAAAUGGAAUCUCUAGAGGAACCCAGACUCCCGUCGUCGCUCGGAUGCUCACAUAGAAAGUCAUCAUCAACGUUAUUCGCUGAACAUCAUGACAAAGCUCGUCACGUUAAGUUGCAUGCUGGGACGCCAACCAAGCCGUCUAUAUUUCGAAGCCCAGCCAGUCGAGGUUCAGCUCGUAAACACGUCACUUUAAAAAGCCCAGAAACUUCUUAAUCUAUCUUGUCCAUAUUUGAAUUGUUUGUAAAAGUUCGUUUUGACAUUAUUAUAAGUGGUAAAAAUA
This is a messenger RNA of Exaiptasia diaphana, 3625 nucleotides long. Its product is annotated as WD repeat-containing protein 49. The coding region runs from base 106 to 3558 and encodes 1150 amino acids. Gene Ontology annotation, molecular function: calcium ion binding; protein binding. Lineage: Eukaryota; Metazoa; Cnidaria; Anthozoa; Actiniaria; Aiptasiidae. The record is from RefSeq and is a predicted model, not a curated record. The transcript has 26 exons.